AUGUUUUCCUCCCCAAAUGGCAGUAAGAAGCCAGCACAGCAGGGCCGAACGUCAGAUGGACGCCGGGAUCCAUCUCCCAAGAAACCACUGGCCCGAGACCCAGGCUUGGUCGUGGGGGCCUCAUAUUCCCAUGCAGAUAUGAUGAAGUUUGACAAUUUAUCUCUAUCCGCCAGUUCAACAAGACCGCGAACACCUCCGUCUUCAUCCUCACAUAAAACACGCGAUACCCCGCCUUUGAACCGAGGACCAUCUGGCCUUUCUUCGCCACCCAGAAGAACGUACACAGACUUCUUGUCGCAUACGAACGAUGAUUGGAAUUUAGAAGAUGAAGGGGACGAUGAUGAUGACUACGGCUAUGAUAAUGAUGACGGGGACGAUUUUGGGCUGCCGAGUAUAUCGAGUAUGAAAAGGAAAAUGAAAAAGGCACCUGUCAAAAACAAAACAGAACCCCCAGGCAACAUGGCAUCUUUCGGGCAGAGUCUACAAGGUGCAUAUGGUGGAUUUGGACCUAGGAGACUUUCAAAUAGUGCGGAUAUAGCCAUUGAGCGGCCAGCACCUAGCUACCCAGUAGCAAAGAAGAGCGAGGGGAAGAUUUUAAGACCCCAAUACAAGGAAAUUCUCAGAGACCCGGCAAACUCGCUGCACUUGAUCAACCACCCACCAAUACCUGCGGAUGCCGCGCCGAAAGAUAUAGACAUACACUCAGCGCGAAUUACAAGGAUUAAUAAAUUCAAGCGAAUACUCCAGGCCACCUCGAUAUCUUUGACGGACCUAAGAGCUGCAGCCUGGUCGGGUGUCCCUGAGGAAGUCCGGGCAAUGACUUGGCAAUUACUCCUUGGGUAUCUUCCGACUAGUAGUGAACGUCGUGUUGGCACUCUGGAGAGAAAACGAAAAGAAUAUCUUGACGGUGUCCGGCAAGCGUUUGAAAGGAGCGGAAGCAGCUCUGCCCCAGCUGGUAAAAUGAGAGGUUUAGAUGAAGCAGUAUGGCAUCAAAUCAGUAUCGAUGUACCCAGAACCAAUCCACAUCUAGAGCUCUACGCCUACGAAGCUACGCAGCGAUCUUUAGAGAGGAUUUUAUAUGUCUGGGCUGUGCGGCAUCCGGCAAGUGGCUACGUACAAGGCAUCAACGAUCUGGUAACGCCAUUCUGGCAGGUAUUUCUUGCAAGUUACAUUACGGACUCGGAUGUUGAAAGUGGAAUGGAUCCAGGCCAGCUACCGAAAGCUGUGCUGGAUGCCGUCGAAGCAGAUUCAUUUUGGUGUUUGACGAAACUUUUGGAUGGCAUUCAGGAUAACUAUAUUUUCGCCCAGCCAGGCAUUCAGCGCCAGGUUGCAGCUCUUCAUGACCUCACUGCAAGGAUUGAUGAGCCCUUGGCAAAACAUCUUGAACGAGAAAGCGUGGAAUUCAUACAGUUUAGUUUCCGGUGGAUGAACUGUCUUCUUAUGCGAGAGAUUAGUGUGCAAAAUACCAUUAGGAUGUGGGACACAUAUAUGGCUGAGGAGCAAGGCUUCUCCGAGUUCCACCUUUACGUCUGCGCUGCAUUCCUUGUCAAAUGGUCUGACAAGCUGCGCAAGAUGGACUUCCAAGAAAUCAUGAUGUUUUUACAGGCUUUACCCACGCGAGACUGGACCGAAAAGGAUAUUGAGCUUCUAUUGAGUGAAGCAUUCAUUUGGCAAUCACUUUUCAAAGGUUCAUCGUCUCACCUUCGAGGCGGGUCAGAUAAAACACCUUCGAACCAAAGACCUGCAUUUUCAUGA
This is a messenger RNA of Lachnellula hyalina, 1755 nucleotides long. It is a transcript of the gene gyp1, whose product is annotated as GTPase-activating protein. Gene Ontology annotation, biological process: activation of GTPase activity. The record is from RefSeq and is a predicted model, not a curated record. The coding region runs from base 1 to 1755 and encodes 584 amino acids. Gene Ontology annotation, cellular component: Golgi apparatus. Lineage: Eukaryota; Fungi; Ascomycota; Leotiomycetes; Helotiales; Lachnaceae. The transcript is spliced from 4 exons. Gene Ontology annotation, molecular function: GTPase activator activity.